AUGAACAAGAUAGCAGGUGCUGACGUGGCCAAACACAAUCACCGGCAAUCCUGCUGGAUUGUCGUGUAUGGCAAGGUUUAUGACGUUACAGGUGAAUUUGAAUUCGAAAAUAUCCCAUUUGCUGCAGAGGUUCACCAAUUCAUUCCAGAAUUCCUCGACGAACAUCCAGGAGGAGCGCAAAUCAUUUUACGAAGUGCGGGACAGGAUGCCACAAAGGAAUAUGAGAGCGUCCACAGUCCGGGCCUGAUUGAAGACACGCUUCCUCCAGCCGCUUUUCGUGGGAUUGUCCACCCUGACACCAUUGGCGACCUCCGAACAACAACCUCGCCCCGCACGUCAGACCGGCCACAGGGCAAUCGUAUUCCACCAUUGAGCUCGAUGAUUCGUGUCGAUGAUUUCGAGGCCGUCGCGGAGAGAUCCUUGAGUCCUCACGGAUGGGCCUAUUAUUCUUCUGGAGCAGACGAUGAAUAUAGCAAACAGGACGCACGUCGAGCUUUUCGCAAACUGACGUUACGACCACGGAUUCUUCGGGAGGUUGAUAUGGUUGAUACGAGAACGACCAUCCUGGGAAAGAGCUGUAGCAUGCCCGUGUAUGUAUCUCCGUCAGGAUUGGGUAAAUAUGCCCAUCCCGAGGCCGAGUGUGCAUUUGCGUCCGGGGCUGGGAAAGAAGGACUCAUCCAAGUCAUUCCGACAAGCCCGAGCAUGUCGAUCGAGAAGAUAGUAGGCGCCCGAGUGAGCCAAGAUCAGCCUGUCUUCUUUCAGCUGUACAUGAAUAGAGACUAUCAAAAGGCGGAAACAUUGAUCCGACGCGUUGAGAGCCUGGGGGUCAGCGCCAUAUGGCUCACCGUUGAUUCCCCGGUUCUUGGAAAACGGGAGCGUGAUGAUCGACUGAAAGCCCAGAUGAAUGAACAUGACCAGAUGGCCGCGAUCACGGAACGGAAAGUCGGUGUGGCCAAAUUGGCAACCGUUGGCCUUCUGAAUCCGAAGUUGAACUGGAAUGAUAUAUCUUGGAUCCGCCAGAUGACCAAAUUGCCGCUGGUUAUAAAAGGCAUUCAAAGCGUCGAGGACGCUGUUUUGGCUUGGGAGCAUGGAGUGGAGGGGAUCGUUCUCUCUAAUCAUGGAGGUCGAUCGCAAGAUACAGCUCAAGCACCUAUGAUCACGCUCCUGGAAAUCAGAAGAUAUGCACCUCAUCUCAUCGACAGCAAAAUGGAGAUAUUUGUGGACGGCGGUAUUCGUCGAGGCACGGAUGUUCUCAAAGCCCUGGCUUUAGGGGCUCGUGCGGUCGGACUGGGACGACCAUUUCUGUUCAGCCUCACCGGAGGUUAUGGAGAGGCCGGAUUCAGGAGAAUGGUACAAAUUCUGAGGGAAGAGCUCGAAGGGAAUAUGGCACUGGCGGGAGCCACAAAGAUCAGCGAACUUGUUCCUGAUAUGGUUAACACCAGGAGACUCGAAAGGGAAAUUAUCGGGUCCGUCAAAUUGUGA
This is a messenger RNA of Rhinocladiella mackenziei CBS 650.93, 1482 nucleotides long. RefSeq lists its product as uncharacterized. The transcript has 3 exons. Lineage: Eukaryota; Fungi; Ascomycota; Eurotiomycetes; Chaetothyriales; Herpotrichiellaceae. Gene Ontology annotation, molecular function: heme binding; oxidoreductase activity. The record is from RefSeq and is a predicted model, not a curated record. The coding region runs from base 1 to 1482 and encodes 493 amino acids.